AAUUCUAGAUGUAUAGUGUUAAGCAGCAACGCAAAAGGGAAGAAGAAGUGAUAGAGAUUGAUGGUCUCCAGCUACUUUUAUCGGAUCGUGGCAAAGAUGGUGGCAGAGAAUAUGAACCUCCACGAUUAGAAAACUCUCUAGGGAAACUGCAAGUAGUAAGUGUUAAUGCCCCGAGAAGGAUAAUUGACCUGCAAGUUGUACAUCUUGACCCAUCACAUCCCACAACACCUUUGCAACGUGAGAUGAGGAAACACAGACAUCUUCUCCUGUAUAUUGAAAAGUUAUUCAAUGUGAUGAUGGAAUUAGAUGACUUAGAGCGCAAAAUUCGUCAUUUACCCGACUGCCCAACACGAGAUCUGUUUAAAUCCAAGUCUCGUCAACAAGCUUCCAGACUUUGGGAGAGCGUAACAUCAGCUCCAGAAAGACUUGUACAGCUUUUAUGUAUUCGGAAAGGAAAGGUAAAAUUUUACUGGUACAUUUAAAAAUACAGUUAACCC
This is a messenger RNA of Cherax quadricarinatus, 497 nucleotides long. Lineage: Eukaryota; Metazoa; Arthropoda; Malacostraca; Decapoda; Parastacidae. The record is from RefSeq and is a predicted model, not a curated record.